Carica papaya (papaya) is the source of this 944-nucleotide messenger RNA. Its product is annotated as Translation elongation factor EF1B/ribosomal protein S6 family protein. Lineage: Eukaryota; Viridiplantae; Streptophyta; Magnoliopsida; Brassicales; Caricaceae. Gene Ontology annotation, cellular component: ribosome. Gene Ontology annotation, biological process: translation. Gene Ontology annotation, molecular function: small ribosomal subunit rRNA binding; structural constituent of ribosome. The record is from RefSeq and is a predicted model, not a curated record.
ACUUGGUUCUAGCCCAAAUAGCCAUUUCUAAUCAGAGAAGCCCAGUUUCUAGCAUCCGCCCAGGAUUGCAUUUUACGCACCCCCCUUAUCCUUUAGUAUUUCUGUGAACCGCUCCACUGAAAAAACACAGUUCGACCAUGGCGACUUCUUCGCUUGCUUCCUCUUUCACCUCUCCAACUUCAUCGAGUUCCCCAUUUUCCUCUCACCCUCUCUCCAAAUUAUCUACUCCGCCCCUUCUCUCCUUCUCAUGUUCCCUCAAACCUUUCCUCGCAAAAUCAAAAACCGAUUUUUUCCUCCAAAAGCGAGACACUCAUGGCUUGCCAUCGUCCAGCAUCAGAGCCCAGACCCUGGACUUCUCCAGCUCGUUCUUCGAGGGCGGUUUUGGGUCCGAAGAUGACUCUCCAUCACAGGCCGGGCCAGGAGUGACGGCCGUCGAGGACAAGCCUGAGCCACAGUGUCCGCCAGGCCUCCACCAGUACGAGACAAUGGCCGUUUUGAGACCCGAUAUGUCUGAAGACGAGCGGCUUGCUCUUACCCAGAAGUACGAAGAGGUGCUUGUUGCUGGUGGUGGCAUGUAUGUGGAGGUAUUUAAUAGAGGUGUGAUUCCUCUAGCUUACAGUAUCAAGAAGAAAAACAAAGCGGGGGAGACUAACACAUACUUGGAUGGUAUUUAUCUUCUCUUUACGUACUUCACUAAACCAGAGUCCAUGGAGGUUCUUGAGGCAGCACUUAAAACGGACGAUGAUGUAAUCCGAUCAUCUAGUUUUAAGAUAAGGAAGAGGAAGUAUUAGUUUAUAUGAAAGCUGUGUUCAUCUCUGAUUAGUUUCAUUCUCUCUGUAGUCUCAUGUAUUGUUAUUUCAAAGAUUGGGGAAUAUUAUUUGUUCUCUGUAACAUAACUUGACUCAUGGUAAUAGAGAGAAAACAUGUUAAUCUUUUCAAUGGAA